AUGACUCCGACGAACUUCAACGAGCUGAACGAGCUAAACGCGAGCGUCGGCGGCAAACAGAGUAGAAGCAGAGUCGAGUUCGAUUUCAGACAGGCUCCGAGUUACCUCAGUGACGACGACUCUUCUCUGAUACAAUGGCAGAUAACCACGGAGGAGCUCCUCCACCGGGAGCUUUUCCACCACAGCCGGGAAUCCAGUUCAGCUCAACGUCCGGCAAGACAAAUCGGAGCCGGCGAUAUUCCGACGAUUCCAGCGAACCGUCCCGGCAUUACCCCACCACCGGUCCCAAAUUUCAACUUCGACAUCAAGACAAGCUUGAUAAACUUGGUGGAGAAUUCCAUCUUUCAUGGAAUGAAAGAUGAAGAUCCCUUUGAAGCACUUGGAAAAGUUUGA
This is a messenger RNA of Microthlaspi erraticum, 393 nucleotides long. Lineage: Eukaryota; Viridiplantae; Streptophyta; Magnoliopsida; Brassicales; Brassicaceae. The record is from the annotation of a GenBank genome assembly.